Planococcus citri (citrus mealybug) is the source of this 2543-nucleotide messenger RNA. Its product is annotated as ankyrin repeat and death domain-containing protein 1A-like. Gene Ontology annotation, molecular function: protein binding. Bases 315 to 1967 code for a protein of 550 amino acids. The transcript is spliced from 14 exons. Gene Ontology annotation, biological process: signal transduction. Lineage: Eukaryota; Metazoa; Arthropoda; Insecta; Hemiptera; Pseudococcidae. The record is from RefSeq and is a predicted model, not a curated record.
UAUACCACAUUGUUAAUAGACACCCGCCGCAUCCUGACGCAAAUAAAAAAUUUAUAAACGUAAAAGGUGCAAAGCGAGACGACGUAGUCUUUCGACACCGGUGGCAGUUUUUCGGAUACCUUUGCUCGAAUAUAACGUGCGCGCCAUGGUUUCUACUUGUCGUCUCUUACUUACGUUAAAACGUUUGAUUCGGUGAAAAAGCGAUGUCGUCGGUGCGAACAUAUCACUUCGGUUAAUUUUCUAAAUCGUCAUGAUUUAUCAUAUCCAGAACCAUCAACUAACGAUGUGAGACGUCCAUAAAUCCAUUAGACCCAAUGUUGCGAGUAGACGAUUGCGUUGUGCUGCGGCGGGUUUCGAUGGGCGGCGGAGAAGAGAAUCCGGAACCACCGAUUCCAACGCAAAGUUUAAACCGUAGGGCGAGUCGAAUAUCAAAUCUAAAGAAUGAGCUGGUACUGCAUGAAGCUGUGAUCAAAAAUGACGUAGAGGCUGUUCGAGAAGUGAUGAAAGAACCUUUGGAUGUUAACUCUAGAAAUAAUUAUGGACGAGCACCGAUACAUUGGGCUUCUUCGCGAGGCAAUAUCGAAAUAAUGGAAAUGCUAAUAGCUGGAAAAUGCGAUAUAGAAGCAAAAGACAAGUAUGGGAUGAGGCCUAUUUUAAUGGCAGCUUGGCACGGUCACAGGGAAGCAGUUCAAUUAUUAAUUAAUCACGGAGCGGAUGUUAGUGCGGUUAAUAAAAAGCAAUACACUUUACUGAUGUGCGCUGCCCGAAACAACAGACUAGAAGUGGUGAAUUUCUUAUUGGAUAAUUUAGAUCGAGUAGAUUUGGACGCGAUAGAUAUAGAUCAUCAAACCGCCCUGCAUCAUGCUGCCAUCGGAGGCCACAUUGAAAUCGUUCAAAAACUCGUUCACGUCGGAGCCAAUCCAACCACUGUCGAUAAAAGAGGUGACAGUCCAUUACAUUCCGCUUGCGCCAAAGGUCAUUUAGAAGUGGUAGAUUUUUUAUUACAUCACGACGCCAAUAUACUUGUCCAAGACGAAGAUGGGAAUACACCUUUACAUGUGGCCGUAGAAAAUCGUCAAACUCAUGUGGUUCAGCUACUUUUAGAAGACGGAAAUCCGACAGAUUUACAAAACAACAAAGGUCAAACACCAUUACACAUAUCCGCCAGUCAAGGAAGUAAAGGCAUAACGGAAUUAUUGGUUCAGUACGGAUGUGAUAUUAAUGCCCAAAGCAAAAAUGGGAAUACUGCAUUACACAAUGCAUGUCUUUCAAAUAACGCUCAUAUCGUAGAAUUUCUUCUUUCUAAAAACGCCGAUAUAAAUGCUCUUAAUUGCAGAUUACAGUCGCCGAUACACAUAGCUGCUGAACAAGGCUAUACGGAAAUCUGUAAAUUGCUUUUAGCAGCUGGAGCUAACAUUCAACAACGAGAACAAGGAGGCAAAACACCAUUGUAUAUCGCAGCUAGAGGAAGUUUUACUGCCAUUGUAGACAUGAUAAUUCGAACUGCCAGAUUAGAAUAUCCUAGCAAUUCAAAUGAUAAUCAUGCGAUCACUAGAAGGCAGAGUCGUUGGUCUCAAGGACCGGAUUUUGAUUUAUUGGGGCCAAAAGAAAAUAAUGAAAGGUUUUUAGAAGUAUUAUGGAAACUAUCACAUAAAUAUUUGGAACCGGGCGAAUGGAAAAAACUCGCCUAUCGGUGGAAUUUUACUGCUGAACAAAUAAAAGCCAUUGAACACCAAUACACAGGUAAAAGAGGUCCUUCGAGUUAUAAAGAACACUGUCAUCGAAUGUUGAGAAUUUGGGUCGAUAGCCUGCCACCUACGGUAGAUGCUGUUCAAGAAUUGGCAGAAAGUUUAAUCGCCAUAAACAAAGAAAAAUUAGCAGACACAAUAAUCAGGAAGAUGCAAGAACCUGAUAAUCCUCGACAAAAAACAAAACAUUGCUGCGACAAAGAAUGUAUAGUGAUGUAAAUAAAAAUUCUAUUUUUAUAUCAGACCACCAUUUUUUUUUUCUUUUAUAGUUACUUAAACGUUUUAACUGCUCAAUUUAGACUAUACUGUUGCUGUAUUCGUUGUUAAAUAUCUAGUUGAUAUUUUGUUUUCCUUGUCUUACGUUAAGAUGUAAAUUAAAUCUUUGAUAUUUUUUUUUCUUUUUCAUCCAUGCUAAUGUUUUCGAAUUUUACCUUUUUGUUAAAAUAAUUCGUUUUUUGUAAAUGUUUUCCUUAUUCUAGUAUUUUUGUUUCUUCGAUUGUAUUUCGUCUUUUUUUUUUUCAUUUCUCAUUUUACUUUUUAUCCGUUGUUCUUAAAUUAGGUACUUUCGUGCGUAAAUUUACCAACAUUUUGUUUUAUUUUUCAUAGUUGUUGUUACAAAUGUACCUCUACCUAUCAUCGUUCAUUCGUUACUCGUACAUUAAGAACAUUCAGUAUUAUAACGUUUAUUGAUGCUCCCGCAGUCAAUAGGUUUAUUUUUGUCUUUUAUUUUAUUUUUUCGACUUAUAUCUUCAAGUACCUAUUAGUAUUUAAAUUGAAUAAAAUGUCGUAUCGUGA